CCGUUUGCGGACGCCAACCUGUAAUUAUUUUAUGUCUGCGCUUCCCCUCGGCGUCUCCUCCCUCCGACGGUUCUGGGCUUCUUGCCGUCUCCAUCCGAUUCCGAUCCCCUCGUCGUCUCCAUGAUCUUGACAUCAAAGUAAAGAUUUUGUAUGAGCGACUCGAGACUGCUUCCACAAGAUCGAUAUUUUUUUUGCUGCGGGGAGUGGGUUCUUUCGGCGAAUCGGAGGAAGAAAAGGACCAAAAGGUCGUCGUGUUUUGGUUUCGUUUGAGGCUUUACAUCGAUUCAAUUUUCCUGCGCUGAGGAAGGAGGGCGCGGUGGGUGGAGAAGGACGGAGGCAAUGAAGCGGUAUAGGAAUGGGGAGAUUUGGGGUUUCGAGUCUCAGGUGCCGCCGAGUCCUGACGGGGGCGUCGUCCUCGGCGUCGAUGGAGGUACUACCUCCACCGUGUGCGUAUGCCUUCCGGCAUCCUGCCCUCUUCCUGAGCCCUUGCCUGUCCUUUCCCGCGCUGUUGGUGGAUGCUCAAAUCACAAUUCCGUCGGAGAAAAUGCUGCUAGGGAGUGGCUAGAGGAGGUUAUGGCUCAAGCUCUUUCAGAAGCUUGCUGUAGUCGCUCAUCUGUACGGGCAGUUUGCUUGGCUGUAUCUGGAGUUAAUCAUCCUUCAGAUCAACAAAGGAUAAUCAACUGGCUCAGAAACAUAUUCCCAGAUAAAGUCACAUUCUAUGUUGAAAAUGAUGCUGUUGCAGCGAUGGCCAGUGGAACAAUGGGAAAGCUAUAUGGAUGUGUAUUAAUUGCAGGCACAGGAACCAUUGCUUAUGGGUUCACGGAGGAUGGAAAACAAGCCAGAGCUGCUGGUGCAGGUCCAGUUCUAGGGGAUUGGGGGAGUGGAUAUGGCAUUGCUGCACAGGCAUUGACUGCAGUCAUUAGGGCACACGAUGGUCGGGGGCCUCAGACAAAGUUAACAAAAAACAUUCUUGACAUGUUUGAACUUUCUUCACCAGAUGAACUGAUUGGAUGGACUUAUGCAGAUUCCUCUUGGGCUCGCAUUGCGGCAUUGGUUCCCACUGUGGUAUCUACUGCUGAAGAUGGCGAUGAAGUUGCAAAUAAGAUACUAUAUGACUCUGUUCAAGAGUUGGCAGACAGUAUUAUAGCUGUUGUGAAGAGACUUAGAUUGUGUGGUGAAGAUGGCAAGGACAUUUUCCCACUCGUUAUGGUAGGCGGUGUUCUCGAAGCUAAUAAGAGAUGGGAUAUUGGUAAGGAAGUUGUGAAGUGCAUUUCAAAGGUUUUUCCAGGAGCUCUACCCAUUCAACCUAAGGUUGAACCAGCAGUCGGUGCUGCGUUGGUAGCCUGGAGCAGAUACACGAAAAAAAUUAAAGAUGUACAAGAUCGAGAUUCCCCUCAAAUAUCAGUGGCACAAUAACACAAGAAAGUUUUCUUUUCAGGCACACUAGUUCAUUAACUUCAAGAGGAAUCUCUGGUUUUGUGCUGUAAAUGAUAGUCAAGUAGAUUUGGACUAAAUUUUACUUGGUAACUGGUGUUCUUCUCAACAGAUUCAUAUAUAAUUUGUGGUUUUUAUUUACUUUA
Messenger RNA from Zingiber officinale, 1580 nucleotides. RefSeq names its product N-acetyl-D-glucosamine kinase-like. The transcript is spliced from 8 exons. The coding region runs from base 340 to 1416 and encodes 358 amino acids. Lineage: Eukaryota; Viridiplantae; Streptophyta; Magnoliopsida; Zingiberales; Zingiberaceae. The record is from RefSeq and is a predicted model, not a curated record.